Molecule: messenger RNA, 1454 nt
Organism: Gymnodraco acuticeps
Lineage: Eukaryota; Metazoa; Chordata; Actinopteri; Perciformes; Bathydraconidae
Exons: 2
Coding region: 16-1068 (350 amino acids)
Molecular function (GO): zinc ion binding
Source: RefSeq, a predicted model, not a curated record
UCUGUAAGAGCCAGCAUGCGGGACCGGCUUUACAAGGUUUCGAUCUGCAUGGGAGACGAUGGCGCGAUGCAGAGCGCUGUCUGUGAUUGUGCACGGGGGAUGUACAAAUGCAGCCACGCUGCAGCAUUGGCAAUAUUUGCCAUGUGGCAGAUCAGCUCCACAGAUGUUGAGUGCCAGUGGAGGAAGCCUGGCACUUCCAAAGUAGUCCAGCCGGUGUCUCAACUCUAUCAACAGCAAGAGGAGACAUACAACCCACUGGCCAGAGACAUCGCCACUCAGGAUGUAGACUGGUUCAGGUCUGCACUGAGGGGCACACAGUGUGGCAUGGCAUGGCUUUUAUCACCUGAGCCAGAGCCGCAGCCUCAACAUCAGGCCAUUGUCACCGUGCCGGAGCUGGUGAAGGAGCAUGGGGGUCGGGGGCUUGAGGCAAUUCUUGCCUCAAUGCGACAGCAACAGCGGACAAAUCCCCAGUGGCAGUUACACAGACAGGACAGGUUGACAGCCAGCAAUUUUGGUGCUGUGCUGAGGUCGGGACUUUCAUCCACUCCAUGCGCGUCCCUCAUGAAGAGGGUGCUUGGGGGUUACAAUUUAGACGGAGUCAUGGCUGUCAACUGGGGAGUUGUAAAUGAGGCCGAAGGGGUGAAGGCUUUUGUGCAGGCCUAUCGGGUGACAGUGAUCGACGCUGGUCUCUUUGUGAGUGAGUCGGGUGUUUUGGGAGCAUCACCCGAUGGACUUGUGCAGCCAUCUGCCCUGCUGGAGGUGAAGUGUCCACACAGCCAGAGGAACAUGACCAUCGCGGAGGCAGUCCAGUUACCAUCCUUCUGUCUCCGUGAGGAGGGUGGGUCUUAUGUUCUCAAGGAGAAUCACCCAUACUGGCACCAGGUCCAAGGGCAGCUGCACAUCACAGACCGGAGUAUCUGCUAUUUUGUUGUGUGGACCACGAAAGAGGCGAUCGUCAUCCCCAUCAACAAAGACCCUGCAUGGCAUGGAAAUCGCCUCCUCCUGGAGAACACUACACUCAGCAUAUGCUCCCUGUGUUGGCCAGUAGAGAGGAGGACAUAUAAAUAAACACACACACACACACACACACACGCACACGCACACACACACACACACGAUAUGUAACUAAUAAACAAUAAAUCCCAUGUUGUUGAAAAAGUAAUAAUGCUGCAUGUGUACGUUUUUGUUCAAAUAUAGCAAGUGUUAUCGUGUUAUGUGUUCCUGAUAUCGUGCAGCCCUAAUAUUAAGGCCUUAUUGUCACAUGCACAAUAACUACAGUGCAGUUUUGGGCAAUAAACAUGUUAAGUCUCAGGCCCCUCUAAAAUAAAGGAUAUUUAAGACAUAUAAAUAAAGAAUUACUUUUACUGAACUACUACAUAACUGUAUUACAUGGUUAUAUAAAUAGUUUGAAUGAUUCAUGACUGACAGAAGCUUGUUUUUACACUGGCCUGUUA